Molecule: messenger RNA, 1547 nt
Organism: Olea europaea var. sylvestris
Lineage: Eukaryota; Viridiplantae; Streptophyta; Magnoliopsida; Lamiales; Oleaceae
Exons: 3
Coding region: 88-1350 (420 amino acids)
Source: RefSeq, a predicted model, not a curated record
CUCCCUGCCUACCUUACAUCUUUUCUACUCUUAUUGGAUCCCUCUUCUUUAAAGAGAUCCCUGUCAAAUUUCUAGAGCAUCUCUUCCAUGACAAAGAGGAGUUAUAGUGUAAUUGCACUUCUCUUCCAUUUUCUAUCACUUCUACUUCUCAUGGCAGUCUUCAGUUUCCCACCGGAGCCGGCCAAGAAACAACUGUCCAAGCGGAAGAACAAACAGAGGCCGUCUUCGUCUUCAUGGGACCAAAUCAAGAACUUACUCACCUGCAAACAGAUCCAAGAUUCAAAAAUUCAUGAUCCUUCAAAGAAUAACAGUGCAACUCUGCUGGGCUCUUCCUGCAGCUCUAUCUGUCCAUCUGGAGAUGUUGUUCAUGGCAACACAAGGGUCUGUCACAGAUCGGAUAAUUCCCUGGGGCAAGAAACGAGGCUUUUGAGCAAGAAAAGUAGUAACUGGUCAUCGUCUUCUUCUUCUUCUUCAACGUCCAUUUCCAGUUCAGUUAGAUCAAGUAGUGGGGGUGGGGGUGGUUCGACAUAUACAGCAGGCUCCUCAAAAGGCAUGCAUUUCAGUAAGCUUUCUGGGUGUUAUGAGUGUCACGCGAUUGUUGAUCAUACCAGGUAUCCAUUUCCAAGAACAAUUAUAUGUGCUUGCUCUGAAUGUGGAGAGGUCUUUCCGAAAAUUGAUAGCUUGGAACAUCAUCAAGCCAUUAAUCACGCAGUUUCUGAGAUGGGUCAAGAUGAUUCAAGCCGCAACAUAGUGGAGAUUAUCUUCAAAUCAAGCUGGCUCAAGAAGGACAGCGCAAUUUGCAACAUUGAGCGAAUAUUAAAAGUCCACAAUACUCAACUCACAAUCCAACAAUUUGAGGAAUACAGAGAUGCAGUUAAGAUAUGUGCCACUAGCAAUGCCAAGAAAAACCCUCGGUGUGCUGCAGAUGGGAAUGAGUUGCUAAGGUUUCACUGUGCCACACUCGUGUGCUCACUCGGUGCAUGUGGCUCAACUAGCUUGUGCGGAUCCUUCCCAAGUUGCGGAGUAUGCACUAUCAUUAGACAUGGCUUCCAAGAAAACAAAGUGAGUGGGGUCCACACAACUGCCAGUAGUGGAAGAGCCCAUGAUUGCCUUGAUAACGGAGAUGUGCAAAGGGCAAUGCUUGUGUGUCGUGUCAUAGCUGGAAGAGUCAAGCAAGUGGCACAUAGUGCAACAUUUGAAGAAGAUGGAGUCGGCAUGUCGCACGCUCACUCUUAUGAUUCUUUAGCUGAAUGUGCUGGAAUUUUCUCGAAACUAGAGGAAUUGUAUGUGUUUAAUCCAAGGGCCAUUCUACCUUGCUUUGUGGUAAUCUACAAAGCACUUGAAUCUUAGGCAAAAGCGAUGCACACAUUUUUCAUUUUCUUUUCUUUUCUUUUCCUUUUUUUUUUCUUUUUUUUUUGGAGUUUAGUUUUUAAACUAAAGUGGCUUGAGGAAUCAAAUCAUGUAACUAAUUCAGUUGGCUAAACUUAAAGCUUGAACUAGUGUAGUCUUGUAUAUACCCCAUUGACACGACUCAUCCCGAAUCACCC